AUGUAGUUUUUAUGUUAAAAUCUUUAACAUUCUUCAUUUUUAUAUAAUGCAAAACUAAUUCAAACAGCGGUGGCAAUAAUAUUUAAUAAUGAUGAAAUUGUAUUGAUUAAGCGUAAAGUGAAUGCAAGAGAUCCACAUUCAGGUUAGAUUGCAUUUCCAGGAGGUAAAGUGGAGAAAGAUGAAAAUACAUUAUAGGCAGCAAUAAGAGAAACUUAUGAAGAGAUAGGAGUAAGUUUAGAUGAGAGUCAUCAUUUAGGAAGAAUGGAUAGAAAUUAUUAAGCUUAUUAUAUAAAGAAUAAAAACUUAAAAAUAGCUGCCCAUAUUUUCUAGAUAGAUGGAUAAUUAUAAUGUCGAGCUAAUACAAAUGAAGUUGAUAGAAUAAUGAGAUUACCAUUGAAUUAGAUAAGUUUAUCAAAUAUGGACAUUAAGAAAUAUAAAAAUAAAUCAGUUCAUAUAUUUGCUCGUUCUGUUGAGAGAUAAUAAUAUUUAUCAGAUGUAGUGAUGAAAGGGUUUCUAUAUUAAUAAUUUCCUUAUUAUAAAUUAGAGAAACAAGUCUUUUAUGGAUUAAGUUGGCUGGUUUUAUGUGAUGUAUUACAGAAAUUAAAAAUGCAUUAAGAUGUUGUUGAUUACACUUUUCAAAAUUAUCAUUAUGGAUUUGAAAAUGAUACAAGAAAAGAAUAAUUUUUUGAUGAUUGGUUUAAAAAGAGCCGAUUAAAUUAGUUUAUGUAUAAUUGAG
Messenger RNA from Paramecium sonneborni, 736 nucleotides. The record is from the annotation of a GenBank genome assembly. Lineage: Eukaryota; Ciliophora; Oligohymenophorea; Peniculida; Parameciidae.